CUCCAAUCUGCACUCCAAUCUCACUCGUGAAGUUGCCACUGACGAACGGGAGUACGGCCCGCAAUCUCGCUGACUUCUCAAUCAAUCAAUCAAUCAAAUCAUGGGCUCGGUUCCGAUUCCUGCAGCAACGGAUCGACAUUGAGGAUCCGGGAGCCGACUCCCUUCGCUCGAUGGAGGUUCGAGGGGUCGCGGCCUGACGACGAUCGAGGGCGCCCGCCUUCCUAUGCCAUCUUCUCAUCUUCUUCAUCUUCUUCCGCGGCUCGGGAAUGAUGCGUCGAGAGAUCUCGGUCCUGCUCCAGCCUCGCUUCGUCCUCGCCUUCCUCGCCCUCGCCGUCCUCCUCCUCGUCUUCGCCUUCCCCUUCUCGAGACAGAGAGGAGACCAAGUAGAAGAAGAACCUGAAAUUACCCACAGAGUAUACUUGGACGUUGACAUUGAUGGACAACAUUUAGGUAGAAUUGUGAUUGGAUUAUAUGGCGAGGUGGUACCAAGAACUGUAGAAAAUUUCCGGGCUUUGUGCACAGGGGAAAAGGGCAAGAGUGCCAAUGGAAAAAAACUCCACUACAAAGGAACACCUUUUCACCGUAUAAUAUCUGGCUUCAUGAUCCAAGGGGGAGAUGUAAUCUACGGUGAUGGAAAAGGAUAUGAAUCUAUAUACGGUGGCACCUUUGCUGAUGAGAAUUUUAGGAUAAAGCAUUCCCACGCAGGUAUCAUUUCCAUGGUGAAUUCUGGCCCUGACUCUAAUGGAUCACAAUUCUUUAUUACCACAGUCAAAGCCAGCUGGUUGGAUGGAGAGCAUGUUGUUUUCGGCAGGGUUAUUCAAGGCAUGGACACUGUCUAUGCAAUCGAAGGUGGAGCUGGAACAUACAACGGAAAGCCCAGAAAGAAAGUCAUAAUCGCCGACUCUGGAGAGAUUCCGAAAAGACUUGGAGGCGAGUUCUCUUCUUUGGUCGACAUUCUUUGCCCCGUCUUUUGUCCAGAAACCUGGCUACCCAGCUAACUCCAACGCUCAUAUUCACCAUGGUACAGUUCUUGGAAAUGCCAUGGGUCUGUACCCGACUUCUACGAUGUAUCCUUUGUAAAGAUGAAUGGGUUCACUCAACUUUUUUUCUGGCCUUUUGUCUUGGGUCUGCUGUUCCAUUCAUGAGCAGUCUACAGGAGUUUGGUCUCAUCACCCAGUCCACGACGUAUGAGUACUGAUAAGAAUUUCACCUCCCGGUCUAUGUGAUUGAUACAAAGUUUGAUCAGAUCAAAGUGUGCGCCUGAGGGAAUUUUUUGCCUUGUUUUGGUA
This is a messenger RNA of Eucalyptus grandis, 1289 nucleotides long. Its product is annotated as peptidyl-prolyl cis-trans isomerase CYP21-1. Gene Ontology annotation, biological process: protein peptidyl-prolyl isomerization; protein folding. The transcript has 8 exons. Gene Ontology annotation, cellular component: intracellular membrane-bounded organelle. Lineage: Eukaryota; Viridiplantae; Streptophyta; Magnoliopsida; Myrtales; Myrtaceae. The record is from RefSeq and is a predicted model, not a curated record. The coding region runs from base 267 to 998 and encodes 243 amino acids. Gene Ontology annotation, molecular function: peptidyl-prolyl cis-trans isomerase activity.